AUGUUCUUUACUACAUAUUUACUCAUACGUCUCAUACAUUGGUUAAAUUAUAUCUUCAGACAGUUGUCGGACUUGAUUAUUGGAACUGUUCUUGAGCCCAAAUUUGAUUUAGCUUUGGUCACUGGUGGCUGCUCAGGUUUGGGAAAGGAAUUUGUGUUGCAACUUGUAAACAAAAACGUCAAAGUGGUGGUGCUUGAUAUUGUAAUUCCGCUAGAGGAGGAUAGAAUGUCGGGAGUCGCCUACUUCAAAUGCGAUGUAAGCAAGAGAGAGCUGGUUUUGGAAGUUCAAAAAGAGGUCGAAUUGUCUACCGGAACAGUCACUAUUUUAAUAAAUAAUGCUGCAAUUGCAACUGGGAAACCAUUGUUGGAUCUAUCGUUUCAGGAAAUUGAGAGAACCAUUCAGACAAAUCUCAUGUCAAGCUUUUACACGAUAAAAGCAUACCUACCAAGUAUGAUUCUGAUUGAGCGUGGAUACAUCGUGACAAUAGCAUCGGUUUUGGGGUACAUGUCACCGGCCAGACUAAGCGCAUAUGGAGCUUCCAAAUCAGGCCUUAUUGCGUUGCAUGAGUCACUUACUUAUGAACUUGGAUCACCUACAUUUAUCUCAAAUGGGAUCAAAACGUUACUUGUGUGUCCGGGACAAAUUAGUACAACUAUGUUUAAGGGAGUUAGAACACCUACACAAAUCUUUGCACCGGAACUAGAUCCAAAAUUUGUAGCCUCAUACGUUGUUCUGGCUAUUGAGCAAGGUAGAAGAGGUGAAAUCAAGUUACCGUUUUAUGGAAAGUUUCUUCCACUAUUCAGGGCAUUUCCGUGGCCAAUUGUUGCAUUGGCUCGAAAACUAUCAGGCAUUGAUGAAAGCAUGGCCAAUUUUAAAGCAAAAGUUUCCAGAGUGGCAAGUAGCGUAUCUUCAAUCAUUGGAAGGUCAAGGAAUGGCACAAAUAACAAUUCUCCAACAUUAUUAAGGGGUUCUUUAACAGCAUCGCCACAGGCAUCCAUUUCAUUAGAGAUUGGGGAAGAGAAUGCUAUAGAAAAGUGA
This is a messenger RNA of Lodderomyces orthopsilosis Co 90-125, 1038 nucleotides long. Its product is annotated as short-chain dehydrogenase/reductase. The record is from RefSeq and is a predicted model, not a curated record. The coding region runs from base 1 to 1038 and encodes 345 amino acids. Gene Ontology annotation, molecular function: oxidoreductase activity, acting on the CH-OH group of donors, NAD or NADP as acceptor. NCBI's taxonomy places the organism in Eukaryota, Fungi, Ascomycota, Pichiomycetes, Serinales, Debaryomycetaceae. The transcript has a single exon.